GUCGUUCAGUGCUGUGCUGUGUGGAGGAGAGUGCCAUUAAACGUGCGUUGACUAUCAAACAUCGAACGUUCGACCGCCGGUUGAAUUGCACAGCGAAAUACAAAAUUUAUUCGAAUAAUUUUUUGCAAUCGCUCCGUAUUUAAAAACGGUAUUAUCGGAUCCAACGAAAAAAUAACUUUUAUUUUCUAUGAAACAUAAAAAAAUAAUGAAAAGUGUUUUUAGUUUGUAAGAAAAAGUGUUUAAGAAAAAUAUCGAAAAUACCAGUCUGAGUGUCAAAAAAAGUGUUUCCACAAUGAAUCCCAUACGUGAAGAGGAAGCGGAACAGCGAGUUCCCCUCAUGCCCAGUGAUUUAAAAAAUAAUUGUGAAAAUUCUCACAUUCCCUAUGCGGAUGAAAAUGACCCUGAGGAGUCCUCAGAACAAAAUUCAAAUGGUCAGCCCAUUAAGCUUCCAGGUUCGCGGAAACAAUCUUUGAGUAGUCGACGAAAUGUUGGCCUCACCAUUAACAUAAAUAGCUCCAAUCCAGUGCAACAUAAUGGUGAUGCCGAUAGUCCCACCACCCCACAAACUGCCUCCGAUAAUUCUACGAAAAUGGAUACCCCACCUUUACCACUGCCCCGUGCCCUGCGUCGUAAUUCCAUUUCAAUGCCGUCGGGCAUCAAUGCCAUUGAAGAACUGGAAGCCUUCCGGAUAAAACAUCAAAUGCAGGAACAAGAACCCGUUGUCGAGGAAGAAAAAACUCCCAGUCGAACAGACAGUGUUGUCGAUGAUAUAUCCGGUUCCGUUACCAUUAGUAUACCCGAACAAAAAAGUGUUCCCACCAUUCAAAUCGAAAAGCCUGAUGACGACAGUGAUGAUGAAUUGGAAAUACAUGGCAAAAGGAGAGAUCGCUUUCGAACACGCCGUAGAGCAUCGAUUGCCCCAUUGCCAGCCCUGCGUUUAAACAACAAAGAAAUGUUGGCCAGUGAUUUUGACUCGUACAGUGUGGCCAGUAAUCAGGCCUCAAUAACAAGUGUAAAUUCUUUGGCCAGUUUGCUAAGAGAGAAAAUGCAGGCCUUCCCACAAAUGAUAAGGAAAAAGAAACGGGAAACCAAGGAUUAUAAAAUUAAAAUAUUUGUCAUAAUUAUGUUCUUUAUGAUUAUAUUUUUGAUUGGCUUCGCUUAUGUCGGUUACCAUCGGAAAAUUUUGACCUAUUCGUAUUUUGAAAAAAUCAAAUUCAAUAGCAACGAUCGUAUACUAAGAAUUUUGAGUCACGACGAGAGAGAGGUGAUAUCCGGUCUAUUGGGCAAGACAAUAGGCAUGGAUAAUAAACCCUAUCACUGUUUGGAGGAUCACCGGAAACAGGAUGGUAGCGUUUGCAUCGAAUGGAAUGGCAUAGCACGACUGUAUAUGAAUUUCCAGGAUAUGGAUGUGUUCCGUUGUUACACCAUCAAUUGGCAAUCGUUGAGUCCGGGAAAUCAUCCCACCGAUUGUUAUGAGUUGCAGAGAAAUAAUGGUCUAUGGUUUGGCGGUGGUAUGACCAAAUCCAACGAAUGGUCGUUGAGUAAUGAUAACUUUGAUUUUGCACCAUUUUCAAGUGGUGAUUUGAAGGUCCAUCAGUUUGGUAAUGGUGUCAAGCGGUAUUUCAUUAAUUCCAUUGGAGUGGCCAUACAGGUGAAUGAUAAGACACCGUUGCAUGUAUCGGUGAAUACAACAACAAAUGAGUUUUGUUUGAAAGCUCGAAAUGAUGAAUUCACGUUUGUGAAUCAUCUGACCGAAUUACCGGAGCUGGAUUAUAAAAUUUGCACCACCGAAGAUAUGAAGAGCCUGCACAUGCUGAUGACCCAAAAAAGUCUAUGGGAUGGUCUGAAGGAGGCAGAUAUGGCAGUUAUCUAUUCGCUGAUACAGGAACCAGUGUGGCGUACACCCCACGGUGAGGAUAUGGAGUCGUUAAAUGAAACCACCAUUUACAAUUAUUCCGAGGACCUCAUUGCCAUGGGUCUGCCAUUGGGUCACAUUUUGAUCAAUGAAUUCUGGCAGGCGAAUGUGGGUGAUUUUACUGUGGAUCAACGUCGUUUCCCCACUCUGAACAAGACCAUUGAUCUGUUACAUCGUCGUGGUUUUAAAAUUGUUUUUACAAUCCAACCCUUCAUCAGCACGGAUAGUGAAAAUUUCAAGGAGGCAGUACGCAAGAAGCUGUUGAUCUAUGAACGUCACUCGGAACGCAGCAUUCCUGCCUUGACGCGUUACAAGAGUGCCACAAGUGCUGGGGUUUUGGAUAUAACCAAUAAUGCCUCUGUAUUUUGGCUUAAGGAGAAAUUGGAACGUCUAAAGGCUGAAUAUAAAGUUAAUAGCUUCUAUUUGGAUCUGGGUACGGGGUACAAUUUGCCCCAUUACUAUCAAUGUCGCCAGACAUUGGACAAUCCCGACAUGUAUGCCAAACUUUUUACGGAAAGUCUGGAGUCGGUUGGCUUCAUUGGUGUGUCCACGGCCAGUACGGUACCUAAACCCCCCGCUUUUCUUAGUACACCCCCAAUUAACUCCUCUUGGUCUGGUCUGAAGGAAGUCAUGUCGACGGUAUUAAAUUAUGGUGUGAUAGGCUAUCCAUUUGUCCUACCAGGAGCUGUGGGUGGUGAUUAUGCCUUGAACAAGACCAUGUCGAAAAUGAUUUCAUUUUAUUCGUUGGGUGAACCGCCACUCCCCGAUGAGGAGUUAUACGUUCGCUGGCUACAGCUAAUGACCUUUAUGCCUGCCAUGCAAUUCAGCCAUCUGCCAACCUAUUAUAAGGGUGAUUAUGUCAAGAAUUUGGCCAAAGACUUGGCUUUAAUACGUCAGCAGAAUGUUAUACCAGUUCUGCGUAAAUGUCUCAGUGAAUCGAUGAAUGAAGGUUUGCCCUUGGUGCGUCCGCUGUGGAUGUUGGAUCCCCAUGAUCCGGCAUGUUUGAGUAUAUCGGAUGAAUUUUCAUUGGGGGAAAUGUUGAUUGUUGCACCGAUCCUGGAACCCAAUGUGGAGGAGAGAGAAGUUUAUCUUCCGCAAGGUGUAUGGAAAGAUGGCAUCGAUGGCUCUUUGCGCAAGGGUAGCCGUUGGAUACACAAUUAUAAAGUGCCCAAAGAUAAAAUUGCAUUUUUCACAAAAAUGCCAGACAAUACUAGAUUUUAAAAUUUUAUUUUUAUAAUUAGUUAAGAUUGUGAUAGAUAAUUAAAAAGAAGAAAUGUAUAAAAAAGCACAGUGAAAUAUGGUUAUAACAGAUCCAUUAUACAAUAUAAACGAAUGUGUAUAGACUAAUUUCAUAAGAAAUGUAACCUAAAGUUAUUUUUCUCAAGCGGUAGCUAAAACGAUAUGUUAUAACUUUGUUUCAUUGUAAACGUUUUUUAUAUAAUAUUAAUGGCCUGGUUCUGGUAUGUCGAAUGAAAUUGGAUUUUUUAUUUUUUUUUUUAAAUAUCAAAAAAAAUCCAAAAUCCUUGAAAAUACGCAUAGAAUUGGUGUUUUUCUCUCGCAUUCAUUCGCAUCGACAUAUAUAAACAGGUCUUAACAAAAACUUAGUAUUAACAAAAACCAAAAGAAUUUUUUAACAAAAACCACAAAAUAUUUAAAUAAAUUUCCUUAAGUAGAACUACUUAUAUGAUGUCGCAAAUGCAAAUGUAUUAUUAUUGUUAUAUUUAUAAAUUGUUAUACGAUAAAAACAAUGUAUAUUUUUGCAGAUUUAGUAGAAAAAUACAUUCCUUACACAUUUAAUGUGACUUUAUAAAAUAUCGAA
Musca domestica (house fly) is the source of this 3734-nucleotide messenger RNA. RefSeq names its product myogenesis-regulating glycosidase. Gene Ontology annotation, molecular function: hydrolase activity, hydrolyzing O-glycosyl compounds. The transcript is spliced from 6 exons. Lineage: Eukaryota; Metazoa; Arthropoda; Insecta; Diptera; Muscidae. Gene Ontology annotation, biological process: carbohydrate metabolic process. Bases 293 to 3136 code for a protein of 947 amino acids. The record is from RefSeq and is a predicted model, not a curated record.